This is a messenger RNA of Amblyraja radiata (thorny skate), 1405 nucleotides long. RefSeq names its product smx5 (gene lsm2). Lineage: Eukaryota; Metazoa; Chordata; Chondrichthyes; Rajiformes; Rajidae. Gene Ontology annotation, biological process: mRNA splicing, via spliceosome. The coding region runs from base 84 to 371 and encodes 95 amino acids. The record is from RefSeq and is a predicted model, not a curated record. The transcript has 5 exons. Gene Ontology annotation, molecular function: RNA binding. Gene Ontology annotation, cellular component: precatalytic spliceosome; catalytic step 2 spliceosome; P-body.
ACAGAAGGGGCGGGACGGGGGCGGGGACGGAGUGAUUUCCUCGCGAGAAGCGGGUUGAGCGGGAGGUUGGAGCCGCCGCCGAAAUGUUAUUUUACUCAUUUUUCAAAUCCCUCGUGGGGAAAGACGUGGUGGUGGAGCUGAAAAAUGACUUGAGCAUUUGUGGAACCCUGCAUUCUGUUGAUCAGUACCUGAACAUCAAACUGACGGAUAUCAGUGUGACCGAUCCAGAGAAAUAUCCACACAUGCUCUCCGUGAAGAACUGCUUCAUCCGCGGCUCGGUGGUGCGUUACGUCCAGCUGCCGGCCGAUGAGGUGGACACCCAGUUACUGCAAGACGCCGCAAGGAAGGAGGCGAUGCAGCAGAAGCAAUGAGGAGCGCCACGGGCACUAGUGCGGAACGGAGGCAGCCGAGGAUGGUACACAAACUGUCCUCAACACAAACUGACUCACCGUUGCAAAUCCAAAUUCUCUUCUGCUUUUUUUUUUAAACAGUGUGUCUUUUUAAAAAAAUGUUCUCCCUAAGACUUGUGCAACAUAUGAAGAUGGAUAGACCAUCUCGCAUUUCUGUUGCAGUUUUCCCCUCCUCUCUCUCUCUCUCUCCUCACUAUCCCUCCCCGAAAUCGCGCGCCACAAAUCCCCACCAUUUUGUGUUGAUUCCGCGAUGGUUUAUAGGUCCAGGGGGGAAAAAAAUUACCUGUUCAUCCUCCCUUAUGUCUUUCUUCCGGUCCUUCGGAAGAAACAUUUAUUUGCAACCUUGUUUGGGAUGAGAGAAAAAAAAAUUGGACUUUUGGAAACUUUUUUAGACUUCAAAAGUUCCAAAAGUUAGACUUUUGGGGUAAGUUUUUUUUUUUUUUUAGAUUUGUUUACCAAAACCAUGCCCCAAAAUAACCGAAGGGGACCAUUUACAGCGUGGUCAUGUAUGUUCCACUUAGUUUUAAGAAGAAUGUGCAAGCGCGUUUUGUGUGUGAGGGGGGGGGGGGGAGAGAUUUCUUCUGCUGGUGCCUGCCACUGCUCUGGGAGAAACCAGCUCCAGGCUUGAAACGGGCAGCCAAGCUGGGUGGCCUGUGUCACAAGCGUUCACUCCCACUCAAAUGGGGCCGUGUAUCUCUCAGGCAAGCUUGUGGAACAGUGCGGCUUUUUGUUUUGAUAAUGCCAUUGAGGAUGCAGCGGGAAGAGUGUCUUUAACUUUUUUUUUUUUCUAAAUGUUUUGUAAAGUGUAUCGGAAGUGAUUGAAACACAAGUCCUCAGUGUACACUUGCAAUACAGACCUUACACUGUAAAAUGCUGAAGGAAGCAUUUUUUGUUGCAACUGAAGCUAGGACAGCUUUGUUUCUCUACUGUAGACUCUAGUGUGUGUGUGUGUUGUGAUGUAACAUCACGGGGAUUAAAAUCAAGUUUGCAACCUA